This is a messenger RNA of Elgaria multicarinata webbii, 3377 nucleotides long. RefSeq names its product transmembrane protein 132C (gene TMEM132C). Lineage: Eukaryota; Metazoa; Chordata; Lepidosauria; Squamata; Anguidae. The record is from RefSeq and is a predicted model, not a curated record. The transcript has 9 exons. The coding region runs from base 1 to 3270 and encodes 1089 amino acids.
AUGGUCCAUGUGGCAAAGGUGGCAGAGCCAGUGACCAUAGGCCGAGGAGCUCCGGAGAACCUCCAGAAAUUUUCCUCCCUUCCAACAUAUCUACCUGUACGAUAUCAAAUCUCCAGCACUGAGACGUCGUUUUUUCUCAAAGAAGCCAACCAGGAGUUCAUGAGGAACUCAAGUUUGCAAGCCCGGAUGGAAACCUUCUUUACAUACAAAGCCAAGAAGACACCUGUAAUCAACGCUAGCUAUGGGCCAUUCUCGGUGGAACACGCCGUGCCCCCUGACUUGCUGUUGACUUCGAACCUUUUCAGAUCUGCCAACAAGUUUACAUUCAACUGGAAGCUGAAAGCCUACAUCUUGAGGGAAAAGGUCUAUUUGACCAGGCCCAAAGUCCAAAUUCUGUUUUACAUUGUGGGGAGAGAUUGGGAUGACUAUAGUAUGACAGAACAGCUGCCUUGCAUGAGGGUCUUUGCUUUUCGGGAAACGCGGGAAGUCCGGGGCAGCUGUAGACUGAAGGGUGAUCUGGGGCUGUGCGUGGCUGACCUGGAGCUCCAGCCUGCCUGGUUUAACCCACCCACAGUCGUCACUGGCCGCAAGAAAACGGUGGAUCAGUCUGAAGGAAGCACUGUUGAACUUUACUACACCAUUCAGCCUGGAGAUGAGAAAGGAGAUUGCACUGCUGAAGACAUCAGGAAGGGGAAUGCAAUCCGUCUCGGGAAGGAAGGGGCAGGGGAAACCAUGUCCCACUUACAGAGGAUUGGUUCCAUCAGCCUCUACCGGGCCCCCGAGAGCUCUCAACUGACGGAACUGUGGUUGGGCAGCAAUGUCAUCAUCUGGCUACCAUCGAAACCCAUCAAACAAGGAGAAGUGGUGAGCGCUUCAGUGACAGUCACCAACAACGUCACGGUGGAUCAAUUCAUCCUGAGGGCAAAGGUGAAGAAAGGUGUAAAUAUCCUGAGUGCAAAGGCCAGUGACCCACGACAGUGGGACGUGACGCAGGAGGUGGGCAAUGGUGGAAAACAUUCAACCACAACCGUGAUGUGUCAGAGAAUACUGCAGAGUUCAAGGAGCAGGAGUAACAGCAACAUGUUCAGUGAGGUUGUGCGGCUGAACUUCGAAAUUGCCAGCUUCAGCAGUCUUUCGGGCACACAGCCGAUCACGUGGCAGGUGGAAUACCCCCGAAAGAGGACGACAGACACAGCCCUCUCUGAGAUCUUCAUUUGCCAGAAAGACCUUGUGGGAAUCGUGCCACUGGCCAUGGACACGGAGAUCUUGAACACGGCGAUCCUCACAGGGAAGACGGUGGCAGUUCCGAUCAAGGUGGUUUCGAUUGAAGAGAACAGUGCCGUGACGGACAUCUCGGAAUUGGUGGAAUGCAAGUCCUCUGCUGAGGACGUCGUCAAAGUUUCUGACAGGUGUGACUACGUUUUUGUCAAUGGCAAAGAAAUGAAGGGCAAGGUGAAUGCCCUUCUGAACUUCACCUACCAAUACCUGAGUGCUCCUCUGCAGGUUACGGUUUGGGUGCCACGCCUGCCUCUUCAGAUUGAAGUUUCAGACACCGAGCUGAGUCAAAUAAAAGGCUGGAGAGUUCCCAUUGUUUCUAACAAGAGACCUACACGAGACAGCGAUGACGAGGACGAAGACGAGCGGAAGGGAAGAGGCUGUGCCCUCCAGUAUCAACACGCCAUGGUGCGCGUUCUCACCCAGUUCGUGGCCGAGGACAGCAGCCCGUGGGGACAGCUCACCUAUUUGCUGGGUUCUGAUUGGCAGUUUGACAUCACAGAUUUGGUGACGGACUUCAUGAAGCUGGCCGAGCCUCAGGUGGCCCGUCUACAGGGGGGCAAGGUUCUUGUGGGACAGGAAGUUGGGAUGACAAUGGUCCAGGUCCUGUCUCCGCUCUCCGACUCCAUCUUGGCAGAGAAGACCGUGACAGUAUUGGAUGACAAGGUGACCAUCACAGAUAUGGGUGUCCAGCUGGUAGCCGGAUUGUCGCUUUUUCUUCAACCCAGUGCAGCGAGUAACCGGGCUAUUGUGGCUACCGCAGUUGCCCAAGAGUUGCUCUAUACCCCCAAACAGGAAGCCGUGGUCAGCUCCUGGAUCCAGUUCAGCGAUGGCUCUGUGACUCCUUUGGAUAUUUAUGACCCCAAAGACUUCUCCCUCUCUGCUUCAUCACUCGAUGAAUCCGUCGUUUCAGCCCAUCAAAGCUCUACGGCGAAAUGGCCGGUGGUUUCAGCGGAAGGCGAAGGGCAAGGCGCAUUGGUUAAAGUGGACAUGAUGAUCUCUGAAAUUUGCCAAAAGUCCAAAAGAAAGAGUAUCCUGGCGGUAGGCAAUGGCAGUAUCAAGGUGAAGUUUGGCCAAAAUGAUGCCAACUCCCCUGGGGCCGGUGACUACGACACCGACGAGAUCGAAAACCACGCGAGUGACCGGAGGCAGAAGUUGUUGGACCAAGAGCGGUACGGACAAGACGGACGCUAUUAUGGGAGCUCAUCUGCCGAACGAGAGGAAGGCACUUCCAGGAAAGUUGGUGCCACAGCCAAGUCUACAAUCAAAGGCAAAGUCUUUAAAAGCAGCCUGGAUGGAGAAAAGCUCUCAGACGAUGGUCAGCUCCAAAACAUCCCCAUAGACUUCACCAACUUCCCUGCUCAAAUUGACCUGCCCAAAAGUAAUGGCGGCAUAGAGGAGAAUGACCUGGUGCAGGCGCCCAGGGGCCUCAGUGACUUGGAGAUUGGGAUGUACGCCCUGCUUGGGGUCUUCUGCCUCGCCAUUCUAGUCUUCCUGAUCAACUGUGCCACUUUCACUCUGAAAUAUCGGCACAAGCAAGUGCCGGCAGAAGGACAGGCCUCCAUGAGUCACUCCCAUGACUGGGUUUGGCUUGGGAAUGAAACCGAGCUGCUGGAGAACCGAGUCGACCUCUCGCCCCGGCAGGAUGAGCGCACAACCAACGUUGACCGGGGGAUAGGCUUUGAGGAGAGCAACCAGCUCCUCAAUGGCGGCACACCGAAAAGCAUCCAGAGCCAAAUCCAUCAGUUGACUGAUUUGGGGAGCAAACCGGGCAAAGAGCCAAAGCUUGAGCCCUCUCUGCAUUCGCCCACCUCCAAGCGAAAGCGGGUCAAGUUCACCACGUUCACCACCAUCCCUCCAGACGAUGGUUGCCCCACCGUCAACUCCAUCCUGAAUUGCAACGAAGAUGACAUUAAAUGGGUGUGCCAAGAUAUGGACCUGGGGGAAACGGCGGAGAUCAGGAACUACAUGGAGAAGCUCAAAGACAAAGCGUAGCUCUGGUUCUAGGUUUUUAUGGGUUCGCAACUACACCUUGAUGCCUUCAGCUGUAUUGGGACAUCCAAAACAAAGAUGGACGGAUGCGUUUGUCAGGAAGGGGACUG